GCGGCGGUGUUUUGUUUACUAGAGGAAUGUAGUCGCGGAAAUAAAGCUGGUUUGAAGGAGAUCGUGUAAACAAACCUCAGAUUGUUGUUAACUUCUCUUAAACAGACAGUCUGUGCUGAUUAAAUCUCACACGUGCUGAAACCUGAAGAUUGAGCUUAUUAAAUGAUCUUUUUUUAGUCUCUGGGGUCCCUCGUGUUAGACGAUGCUGUGUGUUUAUGGAUAUGAGCAUCAUGUACACGGGUAUUUAUUAUAGAGAUUUAUUCACCAAGAGGAGCUUCAGAGCAACGAGCUUAAGCGAUGGUGGUGUCUUUGGUGUGCCUGUGUGCGCGGGAGGUGGUCAGUGAUCACGGUUUAUCGGCCGCGUGGCUGAGCAGUGUGCCGCGAGAGCUGUACAAGCCGCUGCUGGACGCGGCGCUCUCUCAGUGUCGCCCGCUGGCCAUCGGGGAGCUGGUGCAGCGCUGGCCUGAGCGCACCCUCAGCAUUCGGGGACGGAGUAAAUGUGACCAUGAGCCACCGAACCGCCUGUGUGUCCAGGCCCUGCUGCUGGCCGUGGUCAGGGGCUUGACAGAUCAGAGGUGUUGCCUGCAGGUUCUGGAACUUUGUGGUCUGCAGUGCGAGGAUGGUCGCUCGGAGGACGUCAUGGGCGGCUGGUCCCUCACCGUGGCUUUGUGCUCAACGCUGCUCCAGGCGCGAAACAUCACCGCUGCCUCCCGGAGCAGACGAGACGACCGAGAGAAGAAAAAGAGAGGGAUGGAGGCAGAGAGUGAGCGAGAUGGUGCGGUAAAACGAGACCGAGCCGGACUGAAGAAGAAGGAGGAUAGGGAGAAGAUGGAUUGCGGGGGUAACACAGUGCCGGAACGAGGGAUUAAGACUCCAGCAGAGGAGAACGUAAAGGGUGUGAGGAGGAGGAUGGAGCUUCAAAGGAGAAGCGGAGCUCAGCCGCAGGAGAUUCCCAGCCGAGAGGAAGUCCUGGUGGAUGUCAGGGCCGAUCUCUUUGUGAACGCGCGGUCCUGGGAGCGUGUCCGCAGCACGCUAAAACUCUCCGGCCCUCUUCGGCUUCACUGCCGCUUCCUACGUGUGGAAGAGCUGCCUGCGUCCUCCAUCGCCUCCCUGCUGCACCUGCUGCCCCAGGACGAGCUCCUCGGUGUGGACCUGCGCUACUCCAGCCUGGGCGUGUCGGGGUUAGCUCAGUUGCUGCCACACUUGGCUCCGUUUCCUCGACUCAGCUCGCUCCGGCUGCACUACUGCAACCUGGACAUGCAGCGCGUUCGGCCUGGCCAACAGGAGGCACUGCAGGAAGUGUCCCGAGGGCUCGGAGGGCUGAAGAGGCUGCGCAGGCUGAGUCUCACCGCUCUGCGUCUGCCAGGACACCUGCGUCUGCUGCUCAGUUCUCUGUCAGAGCCUCUGGAGGCGCUGGAGCUGCCGUACCUCAGCCUGACGUCUGGGGAUUUGGCGUACCUCUCGCACAGCCCUCACGCGUCGUCCCUGACUGAGCUGGACCUGAGUGAGAACAGGCUGGACGAGUCGUCUCUGCACUCCCUGCGCCAUCUCCUCGCCCAGGCGGAGCGCUGCCUGACGCGCCUCUCUCUGUGCGGCUGCGGACUCUCAGACGGCCCCCUGGGGCAGCUGCUUCCUGCACUGGGGCAAUGCCAUGCCCUCCGCAGCCUCCGUUUGGCGCUGAAUCCUCUCUCCAGGGCGGCGGUGGUGGAGUUGGCACACGCCGCGGCUGGCAUCCGCUCCCUGAGGCUUCUCCUCUACCCAAACCCACUGGAGGAGUACGAGCCCGGACUGCCCCCUCUACCGUCCAGCACACAGCUCCUCGACUGGCCUCUUAUGGAAGAGUCGGAGGUCAAAGAGGUCAUGCUGAUGCAGCUGGACGAGGUUUUGAGAGCCAAAGGGCGCACGCAGGACCUCUUACUAACCUCUGACUUGAUGAAAUACAGCACUGACCUAGCAAUGGACGAUUGAUGGGAUCUUGUUUUGACCUGGAGCUAUGUAGCUAUGUAGCUAACAAGUGGUGGAAGCUUAUAGCCAUCAGCACCGUGAUUCAGGCACAAAGCUUCAGAGGUGUGGCCUGUGUGUGUGUCAGUAUGACUGAAGGAGGUGUGGCCUCUGUGUGUGUCGGUCUCAUUGAAGGAGGUGUGGCCUCUGUGUGUCAGUCUCACUGAAGGAGGUGUGGCCUCUUUGUGUGUCAGUCUCACUGAAGGAGGUGUGGGCUCUUUGUGUGUCAGUCUCAUUGAAGGAGGUGUGGCCUCUGUGUGUCGGUCCCACUAAAUGAGGCAUGUCCUCACACAGCUAAGCUAACACAAAAAAUAUGUUUUGCGCUAAAAUGCUAAAACCCUCACUCACAUCACAUAAUAUUGUUCUGUCUCGUUUCCCGGUCACUGCACUUGAUCGUUAGCAUAGACAUGGCGGGAUUACACGGUAAAUCACUAGCUAACUAGUUAACAUCCGCAUUACCCUCUUGCCUAGCAACCAAGCAACAACAUGAAUGCUAAUUGCAUUGAGUAUUGUUAGUGUACAUUAAACAGCAUUUAAAGGACUUUUUUUAUAUUUAAUUGGUGAUUAGUCCCAGAACGCUCAGGACUGUUUUUUCACUCAAAAGUUGAAUAUAAGUUAAAAAAAAUGAAUGUAAAUUUAGACAAACCGCUGUCACAAUCACAGGAGACUGUAGUCAAGGUUUCCUAUGAAUUUUUUUUGGUGCUAACGUCAGGACGAUUAGCCUCAGCACUAAAGCUGCUGUACCUCACACACCUUCCUGAUAUGGAGGCAUGAUAUCAGAAUCACACUGACUAAUCACUGAGCCUGUUACCUCACAGAUCUCUGACUGAGUUUGUGUAAUGUGAUCACGUUGUGUAUAUUAUGUGUAGAGUUUUAGCACAAUCACAUACUGUUUAUAUGAGUUUCUAUGCUUAAGUGUGGACUGGAGCUUCUGUUCACCACAAAGGACUUCUAUUCUGUAAUUCUGCUUUUCAAUAAAUACAAUCCAAAGGGUUUUAUAUAUGAAAGUC
Molecule: messenger RNA, 3011 nt
Organism: Hemibagrus wyckioides
Lineage: Eukaryota; Metazoa; Chordata; Actinopteri; Siluriformes; Bagridae
Product: leucine-rich repeat-containing protein 14
Exons: 4
Coding region: 298-1968 (556 amino acids)
Cellular component (GO): cytoplasm
Molecular function (GO): protein binding
Source: RefSeq, a predicted model, not a curated record